This is a messenger RNA of Sporothrix schenckii 1099-18, 1335 nucleotides long. RefSeq lists its product as uncharacterized. The coding region runs from base 1 to 1335 and encodes 444 amino acids. Lineage: Eukaryota; Fungi; Ascomycota; Sordariomycetes; Ophiostomatales; Ophiostomataceae. The transcript has a single exon. The record is from RefSeq and is a predicted model, not a curated record.
AUGCGUUUUGGGCCGCUCGUUGCGGUGUUUGCCAGUGCGGCUGUCGCCGCUGUACCCCCUGCCCGUGAGGCCCAAGCGACAAGAGUCAAGGGCCGUGACGUUGACGACGCGAACAAUGUGGACAACGCGGACCACAACGAACAUUGCCCGCACGACAAUCUGCUGCGGUGUCUCAUUGGCAGUCCGACCUUGGCCUACACGUUCUGCAGCUGGUCGGUCGGCAUUUUUGCGACACCGGUCACUCUGUACGAGACGGUGACCGUGCCAGUGACACGAGGAACAUUGACGAGAAGCACAACAGAAACGACAGAAACGACAGAAACUACAUGGAUGACGAUAUCCUCAGCGUCGUCCCCGACAUCGUCAUCUUCGACUCAAUCCACUCCAGUCGGCCUCUCAACCAUCACCGUUACGCAGACAGCGACGCAGACAGUCAUAUUCGAUCGUACUCAGACCACAACCGAUACACUGGUUCAGACAAUUGUCCAAACUAUUGUUGCCACAACCACAAUAAGGGUCGGCAGCGAUAGUUGGGGCAAGAGCGGUGAUGGGGGCGAGAGCCUUGCUGGGAGCCUUACUAGCAGCCUUGCCAACGCUACAGCCACAGUCCCCAAUCCGCCUUCCCGGGUUGACCGACGCGCCAACUUCGCGCGUACCACACCCAAAACAUCGCUGGCCUGCCUCGAUGAACUGCAGCCUCUCCUCAAUGGCGUCACCAGCGCCUGCUCCUGUUUCGCAUCCAACCAACCCACCCCGACGGCCACGAGCACUGUCACCUACGUCGAAGGUGCACCCGCCUGCCCAGCAGGUCAGGUGUCGGUUCGCGACGGCGGCAUCCAAACACUGCAUCAGCCCACGUUUCCAAACUGCUUUGCCGACUUCCACCCUUACAAUUGUGGCACCGACCAUGUCGGCCAGAUCGCCUGUUCGUGUGCGUUGACGACUGAAGACACCGCUCAAUGCACGCUGGGUGACUACGAGCGCGACAAUGCCUGCACGACCUCCGACGACUGCGCGGCCGGCUGGUAUUGCACGGUCAUAGACUGUUUUGGAAACGGUGUACCUUCGGUGUGCACCAAGGCAUGUCCCGUGAUUUUUGCGCCGCAGCCGAUUGACGGGAGCGGCGGUGCCACGGCGGAUGAUGGCGCAAGCAACGACGAGGAUGUUGCGUCGGCACACCCACAGCACGCCGUUGCACCACCGGCCCAAACGCAUGCAUUGGACGCCAUUGGUCUAAACCACCGCCACAAUCUCAGCAUUAUCAUCGUCGGCAAUGACACAAACAGCAUGGGCAACGGACGUGCCAGGGGCGGGACGUAUCGGCGGAGUCUUUAA